Chironomus riparius is the source of this 2319-nucleotide messenger RNA. Lineage: Eukaryota; Metazoa; Arthropoda; Insecta; Diptera; Chironomidae. The record is from the annotation of a GenBank genome assembly.
AUGACUGUAUAUAACAACGAACUAGAUAUUGAUAGCUCUGACGAACGGGAUACUGAGUCGGACUUGGAAUUGCCUAAUAUUAUCGACAUAGAAGGAUAUAGUUUAGCACGUCAAAAGAUGGAAAGGAAACGUCUGUUUCGUUCAAAGAAACAACGCAGUAAGGAACACAAAGAAGGAAAGAAACCGCAAAUUGAUUUUAUUAAAAAUCCAAUCUUUACCGAUGACAAGAACUGUGAAAUCUUCAAGGAACUUGAAACAAGAGCACGCGAAGCCGUAAACAACAAAAAGAUUUUCACAAUAAUUGGUGGAUAUGAUAUCAUAAGACAAAGUUUGAUUGAAAGGGGGUGGAUAGAGAAGUUGCUUGAUAUUGAGGCAAAUAAAUGUACCGUAAAUGAAAAGCUGAUAAGUGAAACAGUUUGUGAUUAUGAUGCUAGACGUAUAGUUUUGUCACAUCUUGUCAAGUCAAGUCCAACAUAUUUUAUUUGGCAACCAAAACAUUUUGAUGGAAUUUCAUAUAAAGGAAGUAAUCCUUAUAGAAAUCGCAUCAAUCGGAUGAGGACAUUUGAUUAUACUGUUAAGGAAGGGCUGCAUAAUAUAACUGAGAAUAUUCAAUGGCACAUAAUUGAGGAUUUAACAGAACUUAAUUAUCCACGUUCCUAUCUCUUAAUGGAUCCAUACCAACGUGAAUACUUUCAACAAGAAUUCAGACGUUCUUUAAUUGCAAGCUUCAUAUUAUUUGUUAAUGAUAACUUCGAUAAUGUUUUUAGUGACUCAGCACCAAUAUCCAGUGAAGUAGUUUUCAUAUCCUUAAGCAGAAUGGAGAAAUACAUAAAGAUCAAGCAAGACUUGUAUAUUGGAUUCGAUAAAUUACCACAUAGUGUUACAUUUACUGAAUUAAUGAAGGAUGUCCAUCAAGUGAUUUAUCAAGAAAAGAAAAUUAAAUUUCCUGAAUUCUACGAUGAAGUUUCCAUGGUCAAAUUAAAGACAAAUAUUCAGCUCAUGGCAACAGAUAUAAAUAUAUAUUGGCCUGAAUCUAAAUAUGAUGGACAUUACAAUAUUUGGAUUUUAAAGCCAAUUAAUCGUUCGAGAGGAUUUGGAGUGCUUCUAUUUAAGGAGAUUGAGAAGCUAUUUGAGCAUGUAUUGAAACAUACUGAAAAUAAAUACAUUGUUCAGAAGUAUGUCGAACGUCCAUUGCUAGUCCACAACACAAAGUUCGACAUUCGUCAAUAUUUUCUCACAGUCGUCACUAAAAAUAGUGUUAACAUUUGGUGCUAUAAGGACUGCUACAUAAAAUUUUCAUCACAAGAAUUUUCAUUAAAAAAUUUACAUGAAUCCGUUCAUUUAACCAAUAACUCAAUCCAAAGAUUUUAUGCAAAUGGUGAGCGAAAUGAUGGCCUUCCAGAACACAAUAUGUGGCUAUUAAAGGAGUUCCAGAGAUAUUUGAGAUCAAUUGGAAAGCAGAAUGAAUGGCCAAACAAGAUUUAUCCACAAAUUAAGAAGAAUUUAUUAGCAAUAGUUUUGGCGAGUUUAGAAGACACUGAUUUAGAAGAAAACACGUUUGAACUUAAUGGAGCUGAUUUAAUGAUCGGAAAUGAUUUUCAACCUAUUUUAUUGGAGAUUAAUGGAAAUCCAGAUUUGUCUUAUACAACAAAGACAACGCGUGAUAUUUGUCCACGUGUUAUGGAAGAUGUAGUUAAAGUGGUAAUAGACUUAGCAAACGAUCCAUUCUCACCAACGGGUGAGUUUGAAUUAAUAUAUGAAUGUCAAAUAGCUCGACUGACUCCACCCCAUACCCAAAAAAUUCAACUUAAUGUCGAUGGAAAGAAAAUAAUGCCACCGCUUCAUGCUCCACGUCAAUUUUUCCCCCUUAAAAAUAUUACAGAACUUGUUAUUCAAGGUGAAAAAAUGUUGAAUCCACUCAAGACUAAAUACUGCCGUCCACAACUGCUCAAAAUUCAUAAUAAAGGAGCCAAUGAAGCUGACGAUGAUGAUGAUGAGGAAGGUUCAAAGCAGAAAAAUUCAAAGAAAAGCAAGAAAUUAUUUAAGCCGACAAAAUUAUACCGUAGUCCACAUAAAUCCCGUAAUAUAUUCCAAAAAGUUGUUGUUAAGCCUUAUUCAAAUGAUUUUGUAAGUUAUGUUAAAAAGCUUCCCACAAUAUUACAAUCAACCAAUCGAAGAUUUAUAAACUUAAAUGAUUUAAUGAGAUACUUAAAAGUAGAAUAAUUAUAAUAACAAAUAUUACAUCCUGUGAUAUUGUUAAGGCACUGCCGCGAUGUUAGCUCAUUAUAAUUAUUGAGAAAUAAAAUAAAUAAAUGCAAU